Eimeria tenella is the source of this 438-nucleotide messenger RNA. RefSeq lists its product as uncharacterized. The record is from RefSeq and is a predicted model, not a curated record. Lineage: Eukaryota; Apicomplexa; Conoidasida; Eucoccidiorida; Eimeriidae. The transcript has a single exon. Bases 1 to 438 code for a protein of 145 amino acids.
AUGGUACAGCAGCACGCGCCCAGCCGCGUUGCCCACGGCGAAGAGGCCUCGCCGCUCGCUGCAGCAAGUGUGGGGCCCCACAGCAGCAGCAGCAGCAGCAGCAGCAAGUUCAGAAGCCAGCGACGGGGGCGGAGGACACGGGGAAAGGCAGCAGCAACAGCAGCAGCAAAGCAGCAGCAGUACAGCAGCAGCAGCAGCAGCAAGACUACACCAGCAACACGACGGCAGCAGCAGCAGCAGCAAAACUGCACCAGCAGUAGCAGCAACAAAAAAAAGCAGCAGCAGCAAAGCAACACCAGCAUCACCAGCAAAGCUGCACCAGCAGCAGGAGCACCAAAUCAGCAUCAGCAGCAAAUCAGCAGCAGCAGCAAACCAGCAGCAGCAGCAGCAGCAGCAAAACAAAAAGUCCCUUGCCUGAAGGCCGCAGAGGUGACAUAA